ACGCACACGCAGAUGACACCGGGAUAUCCUCCCUCCUAAAUUAACUAUUUUUAAAGUCACUUCUUAUCAUUAGGAGUCACAAUGUUGCCUUUCAAGAGAACUUUUGAGAGCGAAAAACACCAGCUGCAGGAGCUCAACGGCAGACUGGUCCAGUAUCUUUCCAGAACAAAGCAGCUGGAGCAGGAAAAUGCGGGUCUGAUUGCUGAAAUCAAUAAACUCAGACAAGCGAAGGCGGUGGACCGGGAGCCGAGGUACAAGAGCGAGAUGCGGGACCUGAGGAGAAUGGUGGAGCAGCUGUCGUUUGAGAAGUCCCAGGCUGAGAUGGAGAGGGAGAAGCUAUGGCGGGAGUUACAGAUGGUCCAGUCUCUGUGCAGCGAGCAGACGGGGGUGUGCCGGGACAUCAGUGGCGAGCUGAAAGGCUGCGAGAAGGAGCUUCACCACGCUAACAAGACCAACUGUGAACUCCAGCAGCGGCUAUUCCAGCUGGAGAAAGAGUAUAAACGAUUAGAGGACGCGCACAGCCAAGAAAUGAACCGUCUCCGGUGCCAGGUGGAGUCCCGGGUGGUGCCCAUCAUCACGCAAACUUACCGCGGGCCUCCGGCGGCCUCCAUGGAAGAGGUGCAGGAGUACGCCCGCGGUCUGUCCGAAGGCUGGAUGGAGACCCUUGAAAUGUACCAGCAGAAGGUGGAGGAGAUGGAGCAGUCGAUUAAAGCGGACCAGGCGAGGCUGGGUGACCUGCAGAGGGAAAAGAUGCUGUACGCGUCGGAGUUGGACAAAUUACGCACGGAUGCGGAAAAACAAGGGCAGAUUCAGUUGCGCCUUGAAGAACAACUGAUGCACAUGCAGGAGAAAUUCCGGGUGGACUACAAUGAGUAUCAGACGAUUAUUGAGCAGCUGGAGCACGAGAGGAACAUGAUGGCUGACACUAUUGCGGAAAAGAUGCGAGAGCAUCAGCACCUUCUCCAGGUUAAGAUGGAUCUGGGCAUGGAGGUGGCUGCUUACAGGGCUCUUCUGGAAGGUGAGAGAGUGAAUCUGCAAGAUGCUCACAGAAGGGUGACUCAACAUCAGAGAGAAAGAGUAAUAGAUAUCAGGAUGCCUGCCCAGCCCUACACUCCAAGAGCUUCUACCUUAAUCACCAGACAACAUAUGGAUACCAGGUACACACCGCCAACUUCAAACCUGAGAAGAUCCCCUUUGCCUCCUUCUGGGUCUAUAAGUCCCUCUAGGGUCAUUCCUAUUUCAGUUGUAGGCAGAAGUCGGCAUCAGAGUCCUGCAUCCAGAAGGGACAUGAUCUCAUUCACCAAAGCUCGGGCUGCCACUUCUGCCUCUGCCACCACCACUGCUACUACAGCCAAAGAUAAACCAAUAGGCCAGAGUGAAAACCAAAUUCGUCAAAAUGUGCAGAAAACAACAGGAGUGGAGCAAACUGUGAAAAUCAAACAGGUCUCUCCAGUAGAGAACCAAGUCAGUCCCAUCAAGUCCUCCACUACAGAGACCAAAGCAGUGAGAGUUGUGUCAGCACCAAUGAUGAGUCUGAGCAGGAAAACUGAGACAGAAAGUGAAAAGCAAGUGUCAGAUGAAAAAGAGAAACAUAAUGUUUUUGGAGGAGAGUUCAAAGACGAAAGGAAAACAGCAUCUACAACAGGCCCUGGUGAGAAAAAGAUACUGGAUUCUGUGUCUGUGGAGAAGCUCAUCGAGCAAGUGAUAAAGCCAGCCGGGUUGGAAGCUAAGGUUUGCUCCACGGGAGACUCGAAGGUAAGGUAUCAUGUGGAGAAAACUGAGCAGGAGGAUGGCACGACUAAGACACAGAUUGUGCUGGAGUCCAAAGUUGAGGAAGAGGUGGAUAUUUCUGAGGACACAGCACUGGAUGAACUACUGAGCCAAGGGGUCAAGAAGGUGUCACUGGAGAACAUCAAGGACACAGCAACAGGAAGCAUGAUCAAGAACCUGCUAAGUGGUCUGCAGGGACAUGAGGACCUGGAAAAUAAGUUUGUCAAUGUGGAAAUCAUUGAGGAACCAGUGGAGUCUCACAGUGACGAGGAGCUUGAGGUUGAACAGAAGUCCAGAUCUAGUUUUUAUGAGCCCUCCUCAAUGUAUUUCCAAAUUGAGGAGCUAGAAAAUGUCCCUCAUGACACUCAAUUUCAGAGGAGUGAUGGUGAUGCCAUGAAAAGCUCUUUGACAGUAACAGAGCAGAGCAAGGGUGGAACUGUGCAAGUUCAAGAGGUUUCUAGAGAGAGCGAAUCUCCGUAUUCGUCCCAUGACCAAGAGCCUCACGAGUAUUUUGUCUCCACACCAGAUGAUAAUCUUUCUGAACCCGAGGAAGGUGGUGGCAUUACCUCAUAUGGCCAUUAUGGUAUCUUAGACGACCUGUCGGAUGAGAGGUAUUAUCAAGAUGAAGGUCUUCCCCAGAGAAGAGUGAUUGUAGAGGAAAGUGAUGAAUACAAGUUCAUGGCAGGUGAUCGCUUGCUUGUUAAAGAGAGUUUGCCAGAGUCCAUAAUUGAAGAAGAGGUUCGUGUCUCCCCUGUAGUGCAGGAGUCGAUGCUUGAGUUCCUAAGAGAGGACUCUUUGGAGCCCAAGGAGCAACUAAAGGGAGCUCUAGAGAAGCUGCAAAGGUCAGUGUCGGGUCCACUGAGGGAGGAGUUGGCCUUCCUCACAAAAAUGAGCAGUGAAAGUCCAGAGAAUGUGGCUGUCGAUGUCAAAAAAGUGCAACAGUCAAGUGACAAUGGCACCAUGACUAUAGUUGCAGAGCUGAAUGUCUCUCAAACCCUGGAAGAGUCUGGGCUGCUGGAGACAGGAGAUGAUCUGUCUGAAGAGCAGAUCAUGGCAACUCUCAGAUCUUCUAACCUUGGCCUUGAGAAAGUGUUCCAGGGUGGGGCAGGAGGAGAAUACAGCUUCAGAGUCUCCAAGGAAGAAGAUGUUUCAUAUGGUGAAGAGUCGGAAGGCUACACUAAUGAAGGAGAGUCGGUGUCUGAAAUCACUGAGAAACAUAUCAAAUUGGGGCCAUCACAAAAGCCCUUCACCUUCCAGAUGGACAUACAGGGCAGUCACGCUGAGGCAGCCUCAAAGCAAGAGCCGCAAUCUCAAAUCUUGGAGACCCCGGUGACGAUUUCUCAAGAGAAAAGAAUUGCAACAGUUUACCUUGAAAGCCCGAAAGAUGACUAAGAAUUCAGUCAGAAAUAUUUUUAAACUCAGUGCUUGCCCAUGUUGCUUAUUGAGGUGCACAUACAGAGGUUUUUCUGAUGCAGCAGUCCACACACACACGGCAUUAAUGCUGUUUGCAGAUAACGUAGUAAUGUUUUAGAUUUUGCAGUAAAACAUAUUGUAUAUCCAAUUUGAUUGUAGUGCGCUCUUUUGCUGUAUGUACCUACUUAAGAGUGUGUAACUUGGUGUACCCAACUGCAACACAAUUCAUGCAAAAUUCAGUUAAAAUGACCAGAUUGAUACAUACAUUUCUGGUAUUAAUUGUGGCAGUACUAUUAAAAAUACUGAGUGCUAAAUAAUAUUGGCUAGCUUAAGACAGGAUUGUACUCAUAUUGUAGCAAAUUUUUAUGUUAUAACCUUUUUAUAGCUUGCAGUUUAUCUUCAAAGAGGUUUGUUUAUUCUCUAGAUUUCUCUAUUUUUGUACUAACCUUUGCUGUACUGGUUAAACAUCCCAUUCUGCCAUUUACAGCAUCCCAUCACAUUAUGGCUGUGUCUGCCAUGUUGUUGAAUCUACUUGGUCAACAUUAUAUGCAAGCCAGCAUAUGACACUUAACAGUUGUGAGGUGUUUGCUGAUUUGGACUUUAAUUUUUCAUCUGACUUGGGCACUGCUGCCAAAUUAAAUGGUUUUAGUAUAUACUGCAUCCUGGAACACAGUAGAUUGUUUUAGCAGUAGUCAGUGAAUUGUACAGUUAAGCUUGUAGCUGAGGGUGGUAUAGUGGGAGUGGAGAUAAAGAUCAUAAUUAGUCUUAAAAAAAAGAAGUUUUAAAUGCUGAAAUCAAGGUGUAGUGGAAGUAAACGUGGCUCUUCUGAGUGGUUAAUUAACAGUGUUGGGUAUUUGCAGAUUAUUUACUAUACUGACAAGAAAUGCUACAAGACACAUUGAUUAUUUAGGAAAAAUAAUUGCCCGUUACAUAACCAAAGCCUGGUUACAUGGUUCAAUGUAAUCAAUGUGAAACGUGUUUGUAAAAUGUGCAUCCUUACAUGGUGUGUGUCAAUACCAUAUAUUUCUAAUUUCCCAACAUUUGAUCUGAACAAGGGGAGCUAGGAAUUCAAAAAAUAUCAUUUAGAACUCAAAAAAGGGUUGUCAAAGCAAAUAGCAAGAUGAAAGAAUGAAAAAUAGUAGUAGAAUCUAUACACAUUAAGAGGAUUCAGUGAUUGUGAUGUGAAAGAAAAUAUAAUCACAGCUGCUUUUGAUGCUUAGUAUGUCUGUUUGGUCACCUUUUGCUUGUAUUUUGUUAUCACAGUGGUGGUUUCAAGGAUUCACCUUUGCUCUACCGUAAGAGUGUAGUCAUGACCAUACCUAUUUUUGGAUCAUCAGCUUAGUGGCGUUGACUGUUCAUUAGGGUUUGUUGUGUUGUGUCGAGUUGUGUUGAGUCACAGAGGCAGAAAUGGUCCACUAGAAUUAGUCUGGUUACAGGUUUUGCACAUUUUCUCUAAGUGGCUGCAAAAAUUUACACUCUAUAACUAUUGAGCAAUUUCUUCUCAGAUUAUAUUAAUGUUUAGGGUGAAUGCCAUGCUCUUAUGAAAUUUGUUAAUUAAUCAAUUAAAAAACACUUUUAAGCAUGUAAGUGCCGAGAUACAGCAUAUUUAAACAAAAACACUACAACACCAUUGCACUUAAAAUGUGGUUUAAUAUGGAAUCUUUGUUAGGUUACUGUAUAUGUAUGUACACAGUGUAAUCUGAAUACCAUGUGCCAUUUCACAUCAUAAAAAAACAUGUACAUCCGCAAACUGAAAAUCUAUUGAUAUAUAAAGAAUGUUUAAUAAGUAAACUGUUCAACAAGUGUUUGUCACCAUGGAUAUCCCAGAAUCAUUGCUUUUAUUGACAUAGUGAUUGAACAACUUGCAUUUUUGGUUUGGAUGGUUCCAGCCCUUGUUUGGAAACUGAUUAAUAUCUUACCAUAAUUAAAACUAAUUGUG
This is a messenger RNA of Chelmon rostratus (copperband butterflyfish), 5122 nucleotides long. RefSeq names its product synemin, intermediate filament protein (gene synm). The record is from RefSeq and is a predicted model, not a curated record. Lineage: Eukaryota; Metazoa; Chordata; Actinopteri; Chaetodontiformes; Chaetodontidae. Gene Ontology annotation, cellular component: neurofilament cytoskeleton; costamere; intermediate filament. Gene Ontology annotation, molecular function: intermediate filament binding; vinculin binding; structural constituent of muscle. Gene Ontology annotation, biological process: intermediate filament cytoskeleton organization; fast-twitch skeletal muscle fiber contraction. The coding region runs from base 82 to 3162 and encodes 1026 amino acids. The transcript is spliced from 4 exons.